This is a messenger RNA of Prunus armeniaca (apricot), 963 nucleotides long. The record is from the annotation of a GenBank genome assembly. Lineage: Eukaryota; Viridiplantae; Streptophyta; Magnoliopsida; Rosales; Rosaceae.
AUGGGUGUUGAUCUUGAUCUAGAAUCUAUAUCAGAGGCAACUUCAGGAGCCAUUGGAUCACUCCUGAGCACCACCAUCUUGUACCCACUUGACACCUGCAAAACCAGGUACCAAGCUGAAGUUCGAGGCAAUGAUCAGGCCAGAUACAAGAACCUUUCGGAUGUUUUCUGGGAAGCAAUAUCCACACGCCAGGUUCUUUCGCUGUAUCAGGGUCUGGAAACAAAAAAUUUGCAAUCUUUCAUUGCUCAGUUUGUUUACUUUUAUGGGUAUAGCUACUUCAAAAGACUAUAUCUGGAAACAAGUGGUUCUAAAUCAAUAGGUACAAGAGCGAACUUGAUCCUUGCUGCUGCUGCGGGGGCUUGCACUGCCAUUGUGACUCAGCCUCUGGACACAGCCUCAUCAAGGAUGCAGACAAGUGCCUUUGGAAAAUCCAAAGGGCUGUUGAAGACCCUUGCAGAGGGCACCUGGAUUGAUGCAUUUGAUGGUCUUGGAAUCUCCCUGUUGCUGACCGCAAACCCUGCAAUCCAGUAUACAGUGUUUGAUCAGCUAAAACAACGACUUCUUGAAAGGAAAAACAAAACGGGCAACGGUUCAUCCCCAGUAGCCCUUUCUGCCUUUGCAGCAUUUGCUUUAGGCGCAGUCUCAAAGACUGUUGCCACCGUUCUAACCUACCCUGCCAUUAGGUGUAAGGUCAUGAUCCAAGCUGCUGAGGACGAUAAUGAAAAAACCAAGAAUGCUCGACCAAAGUCCAGCAAAACGAUACCAGGAGUUCUAUGUGCUAUAUGGAAAAAGGAAGGGAUUCUGGGCUUCUUCAAGGGAUUGCAUGCACAGAUCUUGAAGACUGUCCUCAGCUCGGCAUUGCUUUUGAUGAUCAAGGAAAAACUUUCGGCUGCUACUUGGGUUCUUUUACUUUCAAUCAGAAGGUAUCUAUUGCUUACAAGGGGAAGACUAAAAGAUGCUUGA